Piliocolobus tephrosceles (Ugandan red Colobus) is the source of this 1018-nucleotide messenger RNA. RefSeq lists its product as uncharacterized. Lineage: Eukaryota; Metazoa; Chordata; Mammalia; Primates; Cercopithecidae. The record is from RefSeq and is a predicted model, not a curated record. The coding region runs from base 17 to 1018 and encodes 333 amino acids. The transcript has 3 exons.
GGAAUGAUGCAGAAGAAUGAAAAAGGCUUCAAUGUACAUUUGCAAAGAUGGAUGUGCUGGUGUUAUCAAUGUCGAGCAGUUAAACAAAGCCCUGUGUCUUCCAAAACCAUGUUCUUGUCAUGAGGUCACCAGCUUGUCACUUCACAUCUGCUGGGCUGCCAUGGCUCCUUCCAUCACAUCCUCACAAGACAGCAUCCCAAGCCAAACGGACAAAAAAGGCCUCUCCUUGGACCUAUCGCUUACCAGAAAGAAAAGGUACCAAGGCCUCCACUGGUCUCAUUGGCAAGGACUGAAUCACAUGGCCAUCAAGAUUCACACCCCUGGGCAGGGCUCCCCAUCCCUUGGACAGAAUUGGAGUUGGGGUAACAGGGAAGAAAAGGGUGUUACACAGCAACAAAUGCCCACCACAGGUACCCACAGCCUCUUGCCUUGCUCCUCGGAAGGCCACAAGGAGAAACCCCAUCAUUUUAGAGAGCUUUGGUGUCAUUACAUUUCAAUAAUCAAAGGUCAUUUCCCCUUUUGCCAGCCUCCUCACUGGCAACAAAAUGUGCCUGGGGGCUUUCUUUCUGAACGUUUACAGAUCCAUCUCCCACCUGCCAACCCAGCACCUGGGCAGUUGUAUUCGCUCACAGGUGUCGGGCUGGCAGAUGGGUCUAACAGAAUGGGGAAUGGGAUUAAGAAGUGUCACCCAGCCCCAUCCCCUGAAUGGAAACAAAUCUAUGUUACCAAGUUUACCCUUGCCCUGGGGCCUCAGACAAGGUGCCUGCACCUGGUUGUCAGAUGCAGUGAGGGGAGAAGGAAAGGACUUUCACCUUUUACUGUAUGUAUUCUGCUUUUGUGUGUAAUGAGCAUGCACUUACUCUGUGGUUUUUUAGUUGAAUACAAUUUUUCCAACAUGUUUUUUGCAUCCUGUCCUCUAUCUUUACCCAAACUGUGUCCUUCCUUCAAACCUCAGUUAAUGCCAUCAGUCUUUAUCAAGCCCUUCUACCACCAGGCAGCAGAAUCCACAAGAACAUAG